AUGUCCGGUCUCACAAUCCAUCACCUCCGGCUCUCUCAAUCUGAGAGAAUCACCUGGCUCUGCGAGGAGCUCGAGAUUCCCUACACUCUGAAAUGCUACAACCGCCAACCGCCCACUCUCCAAGCCCCAGAUGAGUACCGCAAGCUCCACUGGUCCGGCACUGCCCCCAUCAUUGAAGACAACGGCGUCGCCUUAGGCGAAACCAUGGCCAUCAUCGAAUACAUCCUGACCAAAUACGGCAAGGGCCGUCUAGUUCUAUCCCCAGACCACCCCAAGUACGCAGACUACGUCUUCUGGCUGCACCGGGCACAGGGAUCGACAAUGCCAUCCUUCAUGGGGAUGCUGUUCAGUCGGAUCCGCGGUACCCCAUCCGAAGAGGACUUUGUCUACAAGAUGUCUGAAUCACGGGUGAAAGCCACCUGUGAGGCGAUGGAGCAGCAACUAGCCAAGAACACAUAUUUGGCUGGAGAGGAGUUCACCGCGGCAGACUGCGUGUCUGUCUUCCACUUGACGACGCUGCGGCUGUUCGUUCCCUACAGCCUUGAGGAGUAUCCUCAUAUUGUGCGCUAUUUGGAGCGUAUCGGACAGCGUCCGGCGUACAAGAGGGCUAUGGAGAAGGGUGAUCCUGAUCUGGUGCCUGUGUUGGCGGCGGCGGCGCCUGCUAAGGCGCUGCUGUGA
Aspergillus tubingensis is the source of this 678-nucleotide messenger RNA. RefSeq names its product glutathione S-transferase family protein. The record is from RefSeq and is a predicted model, not a curated record. The transcript has a single exon. The coding region runs from base 1 to 678 and encodes 225 amino acids. Lineage: Eukaryota; Fungi; Ascomycota; Eurotiomycetes; Eurotiales; Aspergillaceae.